ACUCUCUUUCUAUCUGAACCAUCCCCGAUUCGGCGUAUAGGUUUUCAUUUCACUUCAAUCUUCGGCUCACACUCAUCUCUAUCCAAGCUAGCAAAAAAUAAAGAGCAAGGGUUUUUCUCUUCAAACAUGCUUUUCCUUUAACUUCGAUUUUUAAAUGUAAUUGAAAUUCAGAUUCAUUUUCAUUUCAUUUCACUUCACUUUUCUCCUCACUCAAUUUUAGGGCUCUUCUCUCUCUCUCUCUUCCCCAAAACCCUUUCACAAUACGAUUUCUCUAUUCUGAUUACUCGAUCUCGCUAUGGAAUCUCGAGAUUUGACACCGUCUUCUCCGUCAUCAACCGCCACCACCGAACUCGAAGACGGAGGACUCACUAUCACCGUCGCUAUGGCUAAAGAAGCCGCUAUGCAUUAUCAAUCUGGUAACUUCGAUGAAUGCCUCGAGCUUUUGCAUCAACUUUUGGAGCAGAAACCGAACGAUCCAAAGGUCCUUCAUAAUAUAGCUAUUGCAGAAUUCUUUCGAGAUGGUUGUUCUGAUCCCAAAAAGUUACUUGAAGUAAUCAAUAACAUAAAGAGAAAAAGUGAAGAGCAUACCCUGACUUCUGGGGAUCAAGGAGAAUCAGUUAACAGUGUUGGAAAUAAAGUUACUUUGGGAUCCAAAGGCAGCAAUACCUCGGCACUGCAGUUGCAUACAGAUGAAUUUGACUCUUCUAUCGCUAGGCUGAAUAUUGCCGUCAUCUGGUUCCAUCUUCAUGAAUAUGCAAAGACGGUAUCAAUUUUAGAACCCCUAUUUCAAAAGAUUGAACCCAUAGAUGAGCAGACAACGGCCCUGCAUGUUUGUCUUCUUCUGCUUGAUGCUAGCCUUGCUUGCCAAGAUGCAUCUAAAUCAGCUGAUGUGUUGACUUAUCUGGAAAGAGCAUUUGCUGUUGGUAAUGCGAGUCAAGGUGACAAUGGGAAUACUGCACAGCAACAAUCUGCAAAUCUAAUCACAAAGUCUGCACCUGUCACCAUUAGCGAAUCUGCUGAUCCAUCCAGUUCGGAUUUAGGGUCAAGUGUUAAUGCACCUGAAAAUCAUCUAUCCAGAACUUUGUCUGAAGAUGCGCUUGAUUAUGAAGCCAUGAUUUUGGAUAUGGGUGGACAAAGUUUAGCCAGGUCAAUGGGCCCUUCUUCAAAUGAUCUUUCGCGGGCUUUGGUUGAUAAGUUUUCUACUGUUGAUUUAAAGCUUAAGUUGCAACUUUACAAGGUUCGGUUUCUGCUUAGUACUAGGAACCUGAAGCUUGCAAAACGAGAAGUCAAACUGGCUAUGAACAUCGCACGUGGAAGAGAUUCAUCCAUGGCUCUUCUUUUGAAAUCUCAACUAGAAUAUGCUCGUGGUAACCACCGCAAGGCAAUAAAGCUAUUGAUGGCAUCAAGUAAUAAUAGGACAGACACAGAGUUUUCAAUCAUUUUUAACAACAAUCUUGGUUGCAUUUAUUAUCAGCUCGGGAAAUAUCAGACGGCCUCAUUUUUCUUCUCAAAGGCACUAACUGAUUGUUCGUCCUUGCGAAAGGAGCAACAAUUAAAGCUGACCACUUUCUCGAAGGAUAAUUCUUUCCUUAUAAUUUAUAACUGUGGUGUGCAGCACUUGGCUUGUGGAAAGCCAAUACUUGCGGCUCGAUGUUUCGAGAAGGCAAGUUCGGUCUUCUACAGACAGCCUCUCUUGUGGCUCCGACUCUCAGAAUGCUGUCUGAUGGCUUUGGAAAAGGGCCUAAUCAAAUCAUGUCGGGUUCCUUCAGAGAAGUUGGAGGUUGGAGUUUGCGUUGUUGGGUUUGAAAAAUGGAGGCAACUUGUUGUGAAAGAUCAAAUUCCAGGUAAUGGACAAGUGGACUCCUCAAAAGGGAAUGAUUGUUGUCCUAGUGAAGAUGGGCGGCUGAAGUUAUCUAUUUCCCUUGCUCGGCAGUGCCUCUUGAAUGCUCUGCACUUGCUGGACUCCUACAGCACAAAUCGUUUGAAGUCUAGUUUGCCCUCUAAUUCUUCUGUAGAAAACGAUACAAGUGAAGUGCCGCUUUCAAAGAAUUCAAAUCGUAAAAACUUGCACGGCAUUGAUUCAAAGGCAUUUUCAGUAGCAGUAGGUUUAGGUCAGGUAAAUUCAAAUGGGGACACAAAAGAGCAGAAGGGAGGAGCUAGUCAGGAACUCUUUCAGAACUCCCUCUCAUAUUAUGAAGAUCUCUGUAGAAGAGAAAAUCAAUUGGUCAAGCAAGCUGUUCUUGCUAAUUUAGCAUAUGUGGAGCUGGAAUUGGACAAUCCUGUGAAGGCUCUGUCAGCUGCAAAAUCUCUUUUAGAACUUCCAGAAUGUUCCAGAAUUUACAUCUUUCUAGGCCAUGUUUAUGCGGCAGAGGCUCUUUGCUUGCUGAACAGACCAAAGGAAGCUGCUGAGCUCUUAUCAUAUUAUUUGUCUGGAGGAAACAAUGUUGAAUUGCCAUUCAGCCAAGAGGACUGUGAGAAAAGGGUAGUGGAGAGGGCUGUUGAAUUUGAAGAGGUAAAUGGAGGAUCCACUGCUGCCAAGAAUUCUUCUCUCCAGGACACUCAAAGUAUCAUUUUCCUCAAGCCAGAGGAAGCACGAGCAGCAAUUUAUGCAAACUUUGCCGCAAUGUCUGCAAUGCAGGGUGAAUUUGAGAAAGCCAAUAUAUUGGUUACACAGGCAUUGUCCAUAUUACCGAACAGCCCAGAAGCUACAUUGACUGCAGUUUAUGUGGAUCUCUUGCUUGGUAAGCCACAGGAAGCUCUAGCCAGACUAAAAAGCUGUAGCCGUAUUAGGUUCCUGCCCAGUGAAACAACUUCAAAUAAAUCUUCUUGAGUGUUGUAUGCAUGGUCUUAUCAUUGUGCCUGGCCCACCUCUCAGCGUUAGUUAGCAGGUAGCUUAAUCCUUCCAUAGCAUUUGUAACAUAUAUAAGUUCAAUUCAGGAAUAAUUUUUUUUUUUUUUUUUUUUUGUGAUUCGUUGUCCUUAUAGUUCUCAAAUUUAGGGGUCAGUUACAGGUGGAAGCUGUGUUUUGGUUAGUGUUAGUUCCCACCUUUGAAAUUUGAGGUGUAGAUCUGAUUCGGAUUGUGUUUUUACUUUCUAGAGGCUAAUUUAGUUGAUAUUCAAGAAUACAGGUCAUGUGCUUAUAUUGAGAAAACUGAAAAGUGGAUAGUUGUUUUGGAAUUCCAUUUUUAAUCGGAGAGAGCUCGCUCUUUCUAAAAUUA
Cicer arietinum (chickpea) is the source of this 3217-nucleotide messenger RNA. RefSeq lists its product as uncharacterized. The record is from RefSeq and is a predicted model, not a curated record. Gene Ontology annotation, molecular function: protein binding. Lineage: Eukaryota; Viridiplantae; Streptophyta; Magnoliopsida; Fabales; Fabaceae. Gene Ontology annotation, biological process: mRNA catabolic process; negative regulation of translation. Gene Ontology annotation, cellular component: CCR4-NOT complex.